GCAAAUUGUGCUAUCCUCGAUGCAAUAGAUCUGGCCGAGAAAUUCGUACAUCAAAUCCGAUCAUGCCAUCAACUCGAUGUCAUGAACUGGAGACAUGUGCAGCGGAGAACGUGAAGCGAAGACUGAGAGAGCGGAAACGAAGUGGACUCAUCCAGAGCUUCAUCUAUUUUGGGGAUAACGUACUGGAGGAAUUUCGCUACGAGCGGGGAUUGGGUGGAUCGAUGACCCCCGAGCAAAGAACUUUUAUUCCAGCACUCAGUCGAUGACUUAAUUACAUACAUUUUGUUGCAGUAUAUCCAUAUAACAAAGCUUGUUUUGGCAAGCGCGAGAGGGACGAGAUCCAGAUGGCUUCAAAUAAUUAGAGGAGAUUCUGUUCAGUCAUCCUGCGAUGGACAUGAGAUAUAUAAAUAAAAAUUUAUGGAGGGUUGAACAAUG
Molecule: messenger RNA, 435 nt
Organism: Hyaloscypha bicolor E
Lineage: Eukaryota; Fungi; Ascomycota; Leotiomycetes; Helotiales; Hyaloscyphaceae
Exons: 1
Coding region: 63-266 (67 amino acids)
Source: RefSeq, a predicted model, not a curated record